Molecule: messenger RNA, 3008 nt
Organism: Drosophila novamexicana
Lineage: Eukaryota; Metazoa; Arthropoda; Insecta; Diptera; Drosophilidae
Product: transmembrane protease serine 9
Exons: 8
Coding region: 90-2621 (843 amino acids)
Biological process (GO): proteolysis
Molecular function (GO): serine-type endopeptidase activity
Source: RefSeq, a predicted model, not a curated record
UCUGUCACUGCAUUCGCAUUAAGGACUGCGUGCCCUUUGUCCGACUUUUGCUCAAUCACAGUCCAGAGGAGCGCGCCUCUGUGUUCGCCAUGGUGCAUUCAGCCGGCUGUGGCUAUCAUGGUCUCGAUCCGCUCGCUUGCUGUCCGCAGCAUCAGGCGGCAUCUUCGCAUACCAGUUCGCGCAGUUCGCGCUUUGCGCCCAAUGAUCGCUGGGUCUGGGACACUUCGAGUGGCUCGAAGCGCAGUCCCAGAUUCAACUACAGCUUGAAUCGAUUUGUGGCGCACGAGACCGAAAUGCGUUUGCAUGACUAUUGGGAUUUCGAGGCGCAACGCAACUGUCCACAGCCAAUUGAAGAUGAUUAUGAUGAUCAUCAUCCGUUUGGAUUUGGCAGCGGUCAUCACUUUCAAUACCAUAUUGAUCACGAGAUUGAGCCAGUGGAGAAAGCGCCGCGUCCAAAGCCUGCAGAUAGACCGAUUGUGUUUCCUGGCGAUUUGCGUUUUCAGGAAUCGAUAGAGAUCAGAGGAGAAGGCGAGCUAAUGGCCGAUGCCAGCCAGGAGCAGAUUAUACGUGACACAACACCCACCACAACGAUGACGCCCAUGUCCACGACCACGGCCACAAUAUCGCCGGCUGCGCGCAUGAACUCACCCAAUUGUGGGAUAAGUGUGAGCACACGUCUCUUGGGUGGUGACGAGGUUGCCCCAGGACAAUAUCCGUGGUUCGCCCGUAUCGCCUACCGCAAUCGCACCAACAAUCGCAUCAGCUAUCGCUGCUCGGGCUCCCUCAUUUCCAAUAAUUAUGUCCUUACCGCCGCUCACUGCGUUGUCAACUUGGUGAGCGAUCUGCAGAUAUUUCAGGUGCGCAUCGGCGAUGACGUAUCCGGCGCGCAGGACUGCAGCCCAACUGCUGCCAAUUGCAGUCGCCCAAAUAUAUUUGAUAUUGUCAGCGUGCUGGUGCAUCCGAACUACGAUCAACCAAAGUAUGCGAAUGAUAUUGCCCUGCUGCGCCUAAACAAUAGCCUGAGUAAUUUCACACCAAUAUGCUUACCUCUGAACAGCACAGCAGCGCUCGCAGAUAGAUUGAUCGGGCAAAUGGGCGUGGUGGCUGGUUGGAGCACAAAAAUGGAGAGUAUGUUGUUAAAAUCUAACACUUCAAGCAGCCCCGCCAGCAGCACAGCCUCCGUGAGAUUCAUAAGAUUGCCCAUAGUCAAUACGACCAGCUGCGCGAUCACCUAUGCCACGCUCAGCGAGAACUUCCAGCAACCGAUUGUCAUUACGCCCAGCCACCUGUGCGCCCAGGGCCAGCCCAUGAAGGAUGUGUGCCGCGGCGACAGCGGUGGUCCCUUCAUGGACGAUGGCACCUCCGGCAUACUCAAUGCCAAUGGGCGUCAUACGCUGCUCGGCAUUGUCGCCUUUGGACCAACUCUAUGCGGCGUUACCACCGUACCCGGCGUCUACACGGCCGUCAGCUCUUACAUGAACUGGAUUUUCGAUAGCAUCAAUGAAUUCUAUUUUCCCAAUGAGGCUAACCAAGUGCCCAACUAUGGACGCUGCAUUACGCCCAACCGGGAGCGUGCCCUCUGCAUCCAUCUGGAGGAUUGCAAGUAUUUAUAUGGAGUACUGACAACGACACCCCUGCGGGACGCGGACAAACUAUAUCUUAGCCGCAGCCAGUGUGGCUAUUUUAAUCAGAAGGUUCUGAUUUGCUGUCCGGAUCGUUAUCGGGACAGCACGCCGGCAACUACAGCACGACCCCCAGCAAAUAAGACGAACACAAACUUGUUACCCUUGCCGGGCCAGUGCGGCAAUAUAUUAUCGAAUCGCAUUUAUGGCGGCGUUAAGACAAAAAUUGACGAAUUUCCCUGGAUGGCGCUGAUCGAGUACACCAAAGGCAGCGGCAACAAAGGUCACCACUGCGGUGGCUCGCUGAUCAGCACACGGUACGUGGUGACAGCAUCGCAUUGUGUCAAUGGCAGAUCCCUGCCUGCCGACUGGCGUCUAACCGGCGUGCGUCUGGGCGAGUGGGACACAGCCACCGAUCCGGAUUGUGAGGUCGACGUGCGCGGCAUAAAGGACUGUGCGCCACCACAUAUGGAUGUGCCGGUGGAACGGGCUAUACCACAUCCCUCGUACGAUCCAGGCUCCAAGAAUCAAGUGAACGAUAUAGCCCUGCUGCGCAUGGCACGGCAAAUCGAGUACACUGACUUUGUGCGUCCCAUUUGCUUGCCAUUGGAUACGAAUCUACGUUCGGCUACAUUCGAUGGUAUUUCAAUGGAUGUGGCCGGCUGGGGUAAAACGGAAGAGUUAUCGGCUAGCAAUUUGAAGCUAAAGGCCGCUGUGGAUGGCUUCACCCUGGAAGAAUGCCAGUCCGUCUAUAGUCGCCAGAGCAUUGUGCUCGAGAAUACGCAAAUGUGCGCCGGCGGCAUGGAGGGCGUAGAUUCGUGUCGCGGCGACUCUGGCGGCCCGCUCAUUGGCCUGGACACAAACAAGGUGAACACUUACUAUUUUCUGGCAGGCGUUGUUUCGUUUGGACCCACGCCAUGUGGCUUGAACGGCUGGCCAGGCGUAUACAGUCGAGUUGGGGCUUAUGUGGACUGGAUACAGUCUACGCUGGAGCAAUGAAAAUAUUCCAAUAGCUUAAAUUUAGUUGUUAUUAAAGACAAGCGCAAGUCAAGGCUAAGACUAUGCCGAAAAAUAAUUAUCUUUGAAUAAGCAAUGAUUCUAAUAAGUUAUUUGCAAUUCAGAAGCAAAAUUCUAGUUCCUGAAAGAGGAGCGUCAUAUCAUAUUUACAGUGUGUAAGACUUGUUUCUUUUUUGGGGAAAUUUAUUUAACAGUUCAGCCUAAGGUUAUGCUUAACAAUAUCGAAUAUUACGAGACUGCUCUAGGGACCAUAAAGAUAUAUGCCACAUAUCAUAUAAGGUAUGGUAUACUUAGACCUGCUUAGAAUCCAAUCAUAAACUUAGGUGUCUUCUAUUACUUUUAAUACAAGUUUAAAUUAUGCAAUAAAUA